Molecule: messenger RNA, 821 nt
Organism: Ipomoea nil (Japanese morning glory)
Lineage: Eukaryota; Viridiplantae; Streptophyta; Magnoliopsida; Solanales; Convolvulaceae
Product: V-type proton ATPase subunit c''1
Exons: 4
Coding region: 121-651 (176 amino acids)
Biological process (GO): proton transmembrane transport
Cellular component (GO): proton-transporting V-type ATPase, V0 domain
Molecular function (GO): proton-transporting ATPase activity, rotational mechanism
Source: RefSeq, a predicted model, not a curated record
AAGGGUUAAGCGUCACUUCGCUCCGGCCCAAAGUUCUCUCUCCAUCUUCAUCCUUCCCCAUUCCCCUAUCUACCGAUCUCUGAAAUCUGAAUCCAUACUUGGCGAACUUCCGAUCUCACGAUGGGUGGCGAUUCAAGCUCAUGGUCGCGAGCGCUGACGCAGAUCUCUCCCUACACCUUCUCCGCCAUCGGAAUUGCCAUCUCAAUCGGCGUUUCAGUUCUCGGUGCUGCCUGGGGGAUCUAUAUAACAGGAAGUAGUUUGAUUGGCGCUGCGAUCAAAGCCCCUCGCAUUACCUCCAAAAAUCUCAUCAGUGUAAUUUUUUGCGAGGCAGUUGCGAUAUAUGGUGUCAUUGUGGCUAUCAUUCUCCAAACGAAGCUUGAGACUGUUCCUUCCUCCCAGAUGCAUGCACACGAGUCCCUCACAGCUGGCUAUGCAAUUUUUGCCUCAGGGAUAAUUGUUGGCUUUGCCAAUCUUGUAUGCGGGCUGUGCGUUGGAGUGAUCGGUAGCAGCUGUGCUUUAUCUGAUGCACAAAACUCCACACUUUUUGUCAAAAUUCUGGUGAUUGAGAUUUUUGGUAGCGCACUGGGGCUGUUUGGUGUCAUUGUGGGAAUAAUCAUGUCAGCUCAAGCAUCUUGGCCAUCCAAGGCUUAGUGAGUUAUGUAGGGUAUUUUGUGCAGUGUAAUAACAGUCUUUUACUCCCAUCUCUCUUCUUGUGUGUUCUAUAUUAUUUGCAUCUGCGCACGUAUUUCGGAAUCAAUAAUCUGUGUUAUUUGAAGUUUACAAUAAUAAGCUAUUGUGCUAUUUUUGGCUAACUUGAAAAA